AACACAAUAUGUAAACAAAUAACAAAACUCUCGCUUUAUUUUGGUUUCAUUUUUAUGCAUUUAAUUACAAUUAGACUUAUAAUACGAUAGUUUCAUAUAUAUGAAACAUAUAUACAUACAUUGUGGACAGUCGUGUGAAAUAUGGGGAACUGUUGUUUCGGGGAAAGUGAUGACAACUACACCAUCGCCACCGCCAACACCAAUUCCACUUCUGGUCAACCGUUGGCUACCAAUCAAAGUCAAUAUAAGUCAGUCUCCAGAGAAGAGGUGGCGGCGGCGGCUGAACGACGGGUUGCGGAUCAGAAGACUCGCGGAGCCAAAGGUGUCGUCAAUCUGAAGGCCAGGAGCGCUGAUUUGCCACAAAAUAUGGACUCAGGACUCAAAUGGCAG
This is a messenger RNA of Oppiella nova, 390 nucleotides long. The record is from the annotation of a GenBank genome assembly. Lineage: Eukaryota; Metazoa; Arthropoda; Arachnida; Sarcoptiformes; Oppiidae.